AUGUCAACAAUGGCAAGUAAGUGAAGCGUCGGGAGAGAUGUCUUCUCUGGAACAUUCCAGGAACUCUCAGAUUUGAUAAUUCUGACCACUGCAUUCGCAACAGAAACUCAAAGGCCACACUAUCCAGCAACGCCGCAGAUUGGAUCCUGAAAGAUCUCGUUAGAGUGGCCGACAACACCCCCACUCAGCCGUACGAGGUCACACCGGCCGAGCUCGACGCGAUCUACGCGGGAGGCUUUGCCCCAGACUCGUACAAGCGCUACUCGCAGACUUUUCUUGCAAACGACGUGCACGCAAAAGUGCUUUCAAAGGGGCUCGGCGAUGUCCUCAGAAACCAGACGCAAGACCUCUGGCACGCAUGGCGCGAUGCUUACUUUGCACUCAAUUAUGGUUUGUGAGUCAUAGACACGCGCCGCGAGGGAGCAGGAAUUGACAACUCGCAUCGCCGUGCACAGAUACUCGCCCGAGGGAGCAAAGAAGUGGAAAGCGAGCGUGGACACAAUCACGGAUGCUUUGAGCAGCGUCGUUCGGCUGUAUUCCAUCUAG
Messenger RNA from Ceraceosorus bombacis, 546 nucleotides. The record is from the annotation of a GenBank genome assembly. NCBI's taxonomy places the organism in Eukaryota, Fungi, Basidiomycota, Exobasidiomycetes, Ceraceosorales, Ceraceosoraceae.